AUGGCUCUUUUUGGGUUUUUCUUGGUGGGUUUUCUUUCAUUGGUCUCACUUGUUCAUGGGUAUGUCGGUGGAGGGUGGAUUGCUGCUCAUGCCACCUUCUAUGGAGGUGGUGAUGCCUCUGGAACAAUGGGAGGUGCUUGUGGGUAUGGAAAUUUGUACAGCCAGGGCUAUGGAACAAACACAGCAGCACUGAGCACAGCUCUGUUCAACAAUGGGUUAAGCUGUGGGUCCUGCUAUGAGAUUAGGUGUGUGAGUGACCCCAAAUGGUGCCUGCCUGGUUCCAUUGUGGUCACAGCCACUAAUUUCUGCCCACCAAACAAUGCUGGGGGCUGGUGCAACCCUCCCCAACACCACUUUGAUCUCUCCCAGCCUGUCUUCCAACACAUUGCCCAAUUUAGGGCUGGUAUUGUCCCUGUGGCUUAUAGAAGGGUACCCUGCAGGAGGAGGGGAGGCAUAAGGUUCACCAUCAAUGGUCACUCCUACUUCAAUUUGGUACUCAUAACCAAUGUUGGUGGUGCUGGUGAUGUCCAUGCUGUGUUCAUCAAAGGGUCAAGGACUGGUUGGAAGCCAAUGUCAAGGAACUGGGGCCAGAACUGGCAGAGCAAUGCCUAUCUCAAUGGUCAGACCCUCUCGUUUAAGGUCACCACCAGUGAUGGUCACAGUGUGGUGUCCUACAAUGUUGCCCCACCUAGUUGGUCCUUUGGCCAGACCUUUACCGGAAGACAGCUUCACUAGAGGACUCACAGAAAUUAUUACAUUGUCCUCGACAAAUAUUCUCGAGCCAAUUAACACUUGACACAUUAACAAAUGAGUCACAAUGGUUGUUGGCCGAGGCUAUUGGUCCUGGAACAUGUAAUAUUUUCUCGUUUAUUUCUCACCUAUGCUUAUAUACUUGGGUAUAGUUUAGUAUGGUUUGUGUAUGACACUAAUAUGGUCACUAGUAUUAGUAAUAUGGCCAUUAUUAGUAAUAGUAUGUGGUGUUGUGUCGUGUGUGUCAAAAUGAGAAAGGGUUUUUAUAUUUUGAGAUGACCCUUGAUCAUUUUCAGUUGAUUGUGGGGUACCCUACAGAUGGGAUCCCUCAAUCUUGAGGGCUGUUUUUCCAUGUUGUGUUGUAAGGCAGAGCAAGAUGGCGGUGGUGGACUCUUUUCCAACCCGCCAAAUAGUAAGUUGUUAUUUUGCUUCAAUCACAGCCUUUUUAGGGUUGUAAGGUCAUCAUGAUCAGCUUCUCCUGAUGGGUGUGGGUGUCUGUUUGAAUUGUA
Cornus florida is the source of this 1259-nucleotide messenger RNA. RefSeq names its product expansin-A1-like. The coding region runs from base 1 to 735 and encodes 244 amino acids. NCBI's taxonomy places the organism in Eukaryota, Viridiplantae, Streptophyta, Magnoliopsida, Cornales, Cornaceae. Gene Ontology annotation, biological process: plant-type cell wall organization. Gene Ontology annotation, cellular component: extracellular region. The record is from RefSeq and is a predicted model, not a curated record. The transcript has 3 exons.